Molecule: messenger RNA, 753 nt
Organism: Caenorhabditis remanei
Lineage: Eukaryota; Metazoa; Nematoda; Chromadorea; Rhabditida; Rhabditidae
Exons: 7
Coding region: 1-753 (250 amino acids)
Source: RefSeq, a predicted model, not a curated record
AUGACGUACGAUUUGUCCCGAUUGACACAAGAUAUUCCACAAGACAACUCAGAUCUGUCACCCAAACCGUCGGUAUUUGAUCAUUCGCCUAUCACAUCGGACCAGAAUGGAAACACGAGUCAUGAGAUUCCCCUACAACGUCGUCGAUGCACAAUUAGCCGCUCCUCUUCUACUGAUUCAAUUUCAGGGGAGACUCUAAUUGGAGAAUACUUCUCUUCUGACGAACUCGACAAGUUGAGUACAGCUCUCAGUGAGGUUUCUUCGGAAGGAAACAAUGAACAUUCUACUGCUCUCGUUUAUGAUUUGUUCCAAGCACAACUGGCUCUUUGGACAUGCGCCUUCUCACUACUGUACUCUUAUGCCUGGAUGCAGCAUCGCAAAAAAUUUCUGCUCAGCAUUUUUAUUGUGGUUCCAGUGACGUUCACUCUCACGUGUGCCAUGUCUUGGCUUCUUUCCUGCAUCGUCAUUAUCGGGCGUAUUUUCUCAACACCUGUCGACUACAAGCACUACUUCGAUUUGUCGCGUCAUGGAGGUCUCGAUUUUGAUCGUGAUUCCGUGUGUGAAGCGUUCCGCCAGCGUAGUAUGUCAGGUGCAUCAUCGGCUUCGCUUCAGGAUGAUACAACCUUGCCAAAGCCGUUGUGUAGAAGGCACAGUUCCCAUACAUCCCUGUGCAGUCGACCUCCGUCUGUUAAUCGAAAGCUUUCAUACGUUUUCUCACACUACAAUUCACAAUCAAAUGAUGAAGAAAAUUGA